This is a messenger RNA of Cydia strobilella, 5441 nucleotides long. RefSeq names its product beta-1-syntrophin (gene Syn1). Gene Ontology annotation, cellular component: intracellular anatomical structure; dystrophin-associated glycoprotein complex. The transcript is spliced from 7 exons. Gene Ontology annotation, molecular function: protein binding; structural molecule activity. Bases 237 to 1787 code for a protein of 516 amino acids. Lineage: Eukaryota; Metazoa; Arthropoda; Insecta; Lepidoptera; Tortricidae. The record is from RefSeq and is a predicted model, not a curated record.
AUACGAGAACGUAUUGGAGACAUUGGAGUAAUUCCAGAAUGACAAGUUUGUGUUGUAUUGUAUAUUGAUUGUGCAAUGAAAAUGUAUUUCGAAUUGUUUACAAUAUAUUAAUAUUCCGUUAUGUAUUAAUUAAUUGCAAAGAAAAUGGGCCGAGGACUAUGAACUAAGUACGUGCUCAUUUGUGCAUGCACAGUGUUGCGUAGUUUGUUUCUUGCUCAUCAUAGGCCAUUGAAAUAAUGGUUGAGAACGGCGGUUCGAGCGGGGGCAGCGACAGCCCUAACGCGACUUGCGGGCGGUCGGGUCUGCUGGAGACGCUGGUGCGCGGGGUGUGGUACCGGGUGCACUGCUCCUUGGAGGACGACUACUUCAGUGUGUGCCUGGACGACGGGUACGAUGCGACGACAACUCUCAAUGGCACCCUCAACAAUAACAAUGUCGAAACACCCAACAGUGACUUCACGGAAGUGCCGGAAGCGAUCGCGAAUCAAAAACGACUAGUGCAAGUGGUUAAAUCUGACAAUAAUGGGCUUGGAAUAUCAAUUAAAGGUGGAAUAGAAAACAAUAUGCCCAUAUUAAUAUCAAAAAUAUUCAAAGGUAUGGCAGCAGACCUGACUGAACAGUUGUAUGUUGGUGAUGCUAUCUUGUCAGUCAAUGGAGAGGAUCUUAAGGAUGCUACACAUGAAGAAGCUGUAAAGGCUCUGAAAAGAGCUGGCAAAAUGGUUCAGUUGGAAGUGAAGUACCUCCGCGAAGUGACGCCAUACUUCCGUAAGGCGUCAAUCAUAAGCGAGGUGGGAUGGGAGCUGCAGCGCGGCUAUAUGGCGGAGGCGCCGCCGUCGCCGCCCUCGCCGCGCCGCCGUCGCGCCGAUACACGCUACGUGCCGUUGUUGAUGGCCUGCGUGGCCAAGAAUCUGCGCCACCACGAUCCAGAGGAUCGCACGAUCGAGGUGUAUUCGCCGGACGGCGUGCACGCGCUGGCGCUGCGUGCGGGCGACGCGGCGAGUGCGGCGGGCUGGCACCGCGCGCUGCACGCGGCGGCGCGGCGGGCGGCGCGCGCGGCGCUGGCGCGGGCGCGGCCCGGGCUCCGCUCGCUGCUCGGCGACGUGCGCUACGCCGGCUGGCUGGCGCGCCGCCCCGCCAUGGACCAUAUCAGCGCAUCUGGUGGCUCCGACAGUUCCGACGAAGCCGAAGGAUGGCAGCCCACCUUUGUAGCUAUCACGGACCGAGAAUUAAGGUUGUACGAGGCGGCGCCGUGGUCGGCGGAGGCGUGGAUGGCGGCGGGCGAGGUGCUGGGGCUGGCGGCCACGCGGCUGGCGUGGUGGCGGCGCGGGUUGUGCGCCGGCGCGGCGGCGCUGGGCGUGCGCGCGGGCACGCCGGCCGGGCUGGCGGUGCGCGCGCUGCGCGCCGACACGCCGCACGACCUGGCCGCCGUCGCCGGCGCGCUCGUAGACGGCGCGCACCGCGCCGUGCGCGCGCAGCCAGAGUUCACCUUCCGUUGCCGGUUCCGGGGCUUGUGCGCGCGGCUGUCGCUGGGCGCGGGCGGCGUGUGCGUGUGGGAGGCGGCGGGCUCGCUGGGCCGCGGCGGCGCACGCGCGCUGUACCGCCGCCCGCUGCACGCGCUCAAGGCCUCCGCCGACGACGACCGCUCCGCGCUGUGGCUGCACUUCACGGACGACGACACCGUGGAACUGGAUAUGGAGGGCAGUCCGAAGCCGGCCGUGUUCAUCCUGCACAACCUGCUGUCCGCGCGCGUGCACGCGCUGCCCGAGGACUCUGCGCAGCCGCUAUAACCGCACCGCUAAACAUCUGUGAGUCACUCCCACUAUUACCGACCUACUAUUCCACCGGCGGGGCGGCAAUUCUGUACUACGCAGGAAUUACGCAGGAUUUUCAUUCAGCUCGUUAGAUGUUGUAGUUAUUACGAUCUCGGAAAAAUGCCGAGAAAUCUUCAAACAGAAUCUCGAAUAAAUAAUACUCCUUCGAUUUUUUUCUUGUUUGUUAUGUUUAUGUGAGACUUUAAAAAUCUUGUUAUAAUUAAAUACGAUUUUGGUGUGCAUAGUGAUCAACAUUGAUGUUGGUCGCGGACGAUGGCCGACAGGCCGCUUUAGUGCAAUUAUGGUAAAUAUUAAUGUAUUUUACGAAAUAGGAAGCACAACUAGUGCUCAGUUAAGGAUACUCCCUUUACUCCCUCUCCCUUACUAAUUUCAAUGAUAUAGGGGUCAACGGUAAUUGAAGGGUUUUUUGGAAGUGGUAACUAUUAGGAACAAACGCUCGGUAUUAUAUUAUGCCGUAGUAAAACUGGUAAAUGCUAUUGUGCCAUGGUUUUAUGUUAUCUGUUUUGAAAUUAUGAUAUAGUUAUCACAUACUCAUGUUCCCCUGGUUUUAAAAUAAAAUGGCAUGUAUACACAUACAACAAACAUGUCAUGAUAAUUUUUUUUAGUAAAAUGGAGGAGCGGAUUCAAAGUACGUAAUAUUUUCUAACCUUAAACCGAGGCAAGGUACGCAAUAUUAAUUUGGAUUAUUGUCCCAAUACAACACUUUAUACUCUAUUUCGAAUUCAAAAUUCAUAGUAUUGAAAUAAAUGGUAGCCACAUACACACCUUUUUGGUGUAAUAAGAAACUUACUUUUAUAAGAAGAACGAAACAUGUCGGACCUUAUGCAAAAUAAUCGAAACUUAUUUAUUCUGCCUAUCAAAGCUUUCUUAUUAAGUGAUUUAUAUCUUAGUACUUUUAUAUACAAUAUCUAAGCUGUAAAUAGCUAUUAUACUUUCUAAAUCUUUACAUUUCCCUAUUUAAGGUAAUUGGUUUGCUUUAAUAUUUGUAGUGUUCAAUCUUAAGAUAUAAGACGACAUAUAAACUAGGCUAAUUUUUAUUAUGGUUAAGAUUAAUGUGUAGUGACGUAGCGAAGUCAUUUGAAUAACGACAGGCAAUAUUUAAGGUGAUAAAAAAGGUUAGAAAUAUUUAUUUUAUUACCACAUUUACGUAUGUCAUAUUUUGUAAGCGUACAAUAUGUAACAGAACAAAUGUAUCGGAUUCUUUUUAUAACUAAGAGUCCCGGUGUUGCCGGUGUUUAUUGGAUCGUACCUACUCCUCUCUUUCAACGCCUUUUUUCUAGUUAUAAGUAUUUAUACUCUUUACCUAUUGGAAAUUAAAAACAAUGUAAUGAUUAUGUUAUAUUAAUAUUUACUUUACCUUCUCGAAAUAUUGUUUCGUAAAUUGUGAAUCUCGCAGCUGUUUGGUUAAGGCUUUAAUUUUAGACAACCGAAGAGGCGUAAUUGUAUUGUUAUUUGUUAUUAUUAAUAAAUUUAUAUUUUACAUAAUUAUUAUAAAUCAAUUGAUUCGAUGAUGUGUAUAGGCUGGAUUGUUAUUAGCCUAUUAGUAUGUGUUUACGUUAUCCACAGUAUCAACAACAAUACGUAUACAGUACCGUUGGUAUGGAUACGUUACUUAUAAAAAUCUAUACUUCUGAGUAAUUAAUUACGUACAGAAUGACAAUUAGGGAUGUGUGCCUUUGUAAAUGAAUUCAUCUUUGCAGUGUUAAGGGGCCCACUGAUUACCAGUCCGCCAGACGAUAUCGGCCUGUCAGUUGUUCGGAACUGUAAAAUUUUAGUUCUAACUGACAGGCUGCUAUCGUCCGGCGGACUGAUAAUCAGUAGGCCCCAUUAAAGCAUUAUAAGCCAUAGUCCCGCCGACAACAAAGAAAUGCUCAAAUUAUUGUCCACGGCUACUCUUAAGGGGCCCACUGAUUAUCAGUCCGCCGGUCGAUAUCAGCCUGUCAAUUAGAACAAAAAGUUGAGAGUUCCAAACAACUGACAGGCUGAUAUCGUCCGGCGGACUGGUAAUCAGUGGGCCCCUUCAGAAAAAUAUCUGUUAAUAUGUGUCAAGUCAGGGCCAGUCGCAGUAUUAUUAUCAGGUGUAUUCAUUGACUAUACUAUUUUAAGAUUAAUAAAAAAUAAGUUUGAGUAAUACGGUUAAAGCUGUAUUGAUUUUAAGGUGAAUAUGAAUACCUUGAGAUCUGAACGAACCAACAAACUACAUGGUUGGCGCAAAGAAAGACUAACGUGUAUGCGCAACCCUACACAGUCACACCAUUGUGUGUGUCAAUUAUUGAUGUGAAUCAUGUGACAAGUGGCGAUGCAAAAGUUUUUUCGAUGAAUGUGGUCGUAAGUGGACUUAAAGGCGAGAGUAGGAUCCUUGAAAGUUAUUAACAAGUGCUCACCAUAAAAUAGCUAGUCAUCAAUGUAACGUUACAUCACAAAUGCCACCAUGACUCUAGUCUCAUAACUAAACCUGCCUGGUUUAUUGACAUGAUACAGUACCAGUCAAUAACAUGUCACCUGAAUCUUAAAACCAUUGCCUAUUAGUAUUUUCUAUCGAACGACAAGACAAGGUACACAGAAAAGUGAAAUUCAAAGUACCAGAAAAACGCUUUCUAUUCCGGAUCGCAAAUGAAUAGGUUAUUUUUCUACGAAGGCACGUUCCAUCAUAAACCUCUGUAUUCGCUUCACGUCACGCGGUAUUAACGGCUAAGCGUAAGCAAUUGAAUUUAAAAAAAAAAACCGCCCAAGUGCGAGUCGGACUCGCCCACCGAGGGUUCCGUACUUUUUAGUAUUUGUUGUUAAAGCGGUAACAGAAAUACAUCAUCUGUGAAAAUUACAAUUGUCUAGCUAUCACGGUUUGUGAGCUACAGCCUGGUGACGGACAGACGGACAGCGGAGUCUUAGUAAUAGGGUCCCGUUUUUACCCUUUGGGUACGGAACCCUAAAAAUGAAUGUAUCAUAUCUUCACGUAGAUCGAUAGUUAGGACUUCUUUGAGGUCGAACAAGGAAUGAAGGUAAAAUGAAUAGAUUAUGUAAAAAAAAAAUACACAGGUGACAUAUUAUUCGCCCUUACUGUUCAUUCCAGUAAUACUUGCCCACUUAUCUAUCCCUGUAACUGCUGACUGAAAUACCUACUCUUAAAUUUAGACGCAUUAAAUUGCGUCAACUUGGUGGAUGCUUUGUAGAACGACUUAUCAGCGAACGGUCUCAUUGCGAAGAGUCUCGACCAACACCUUGAGAGAUUCUCGCUAGGUGGUUGCAUCAAGGGUCAGAUGCAGAAGGCGGUGAUCUUGGACACGGCGCGGAUAGUCCGCCGGUUCCUCUCUGCGGCUUAUUAUUAUUAUUACAUUUUAGUUCGAGCAGCUAUCGCAUUAUGUUCACGUGUGUUGUUGAAAUUGUACUGUUAGUGUUUUGAUUUUGUGUUAAAUACGUGAUGUUUCACAGCUAUUUUUAAUCGAUUGUUUACUUCAAUAUAAUACCCAUGUACCUAUUUGGUUUAAGACAUUAGACAUUCAAGCUUUUACUUGUACGUACAGUUGCAGACUGUACGUGUUUAUGUACACAACGUGUUCUCCAAAUUGUGUGGGCAUACCGAUAAUAUGCAAGUACAGUCGCCAUCAGAUA